AUGUCGGAUAUUAUGAGUGAAUCAAAUAAUAUUGAUAACCUAACGCUAAACAUAAAUUCCACGGCAACUUUAAAUUCUGGACACAAAAUUCCAUUAUUGGGAUUAGGAGUGUAUCAAGCGCCGCCAGGUGUUACGACUGAGAGAGCCAUUUCAUGGGCAUUAAAGGCUGGAUAUCGGCAUAUAGAUACUGCUGCAUUGUAUGGAAAUGAGGCAGAUGUGGGAAUAGCAAUCGCAUCAAGUGGUAUUCCACGUUCAGAAAUUUUUGUCACUACCAAAAUCUGGAAUUCCGACCAAGGUUAUUCGACAACUCUUCGCGCAGCAGAAUCCUCCUUAGCUAAGCUUCAAACCGACUAUAUUGAUCUCUUACUCUUACAUUCACCGCUCCCGGGAAAAAAGAAACGACGUGAGAGUUAUCUGGCGUUACAAGAGCUUGUGGCAUUUGGUAAAGCGAAGAGUAUUGGUGUGUCUAAUUACGGGGUGCAUCAUUUGACUGAAAUGUUGGAUGAUCCGGAAAUUACUAUCAAGCCUGCUGUUAAUCAGAUUGAGGUUCAUCCAUGGUUAUUGCGAAAUGAUAUUGUCACGUUUUGCAGAGAGAAUGAUAUAAUAGUUGAAGCAUAUUCACCUUUAACAAAGGGACUAAAAUUAAGAGAUAGAACAUUAGUAAAAAUUGCAAAAAAGUAUCACAAAUCUCCCGCGCAAAUCUUAAUUCGAUGGAGUUUACAAAAUAAUUUCGUGACAUUACCAAAAAGUGUCCACAAAGAACGUAUUAUCGAAAAUGCAAACGUCUAUGACUUUAAAAUUGAAGAUGAAGAUAUAGAGUCGCUGAAUGAAUUAGACGAGUAUUUUGUUACUGGGUGGGACCCUACAAGAGCAGAAUAG
This is a messenger RNA of Ambispora leptoticha, 879 nucleotides long. NCBI's taxonomy places the organism in Eukaryota, Fungi, Glomeromycota, Glomeromycetes, Archaeosporales, Ambisporaceae. The record is from the annotation of a GenBank genome assembly.